Molecule: messenger RNA, 648 nt
Organism: Rotaria sp. Silwood2
Lineage: Eukaryota; Metazoa; Rotifera; Eurotatoria; Philodinida; Philodinidae
Source: the annotation of a GenBank genome assembly
AUGAGUUUCUUAUUCGGUGGAGAUAAAAGAUCUCCCUAUGAAAAAGCUAAAGAACAGACACGAGGUUUUAGUGCACAAAUUCGACAGGAAAAACGACAAUUAGAUCGACAAAUUACUCAAUCUGAUCGUGAAAUUCAGCGUCUGUCAGCUGAUAUUCGUAAACAUGCUUUAAGCAAUAAUAAAGAUGCUCUUCGUGUAUUAGCAAAAGGAGUUGUUAAAAUAAAACAUAACAAAAGUAAUUUAUAUUCAGCAAAAGCUAAUCUUGAUAUAAUUGAUAAUGCUGUUAAAAAUCAAUUAACAAAUGUAAAAUUAAGUGGUAUAAUGCAAACAAGUGCUGAAGUAGCACGUUCAAUGUCAGAAUUAAUGAAACUUGAACAAUUUCAAUCAAUAUCGGAACAAUUUUCAAAAGAAUUGGUUAAAAUGGGUAUUAUAAGUGAAAUGACAAAGGAAACUAUUGAUGCUGCUUUUGAUAAUGAUGAUCUCGAAGAAGAAACUGAUGAAGAAAUAGAUAAAGUAUUAAAUGAAAUUCUUUUGAAUAAAGUCAAUAAAUAUCCAAGUGUUCCUGUUAAUCCAACAAUAAUUGACACAGUUGAUGUUGAUAAUGAAGAAGAAGAAAUGGAAAAACGUUUAGAAGCAUUGAGAAAUUGA